Messenger RNA from Magnusiomyces paraingens, 3759 nucleotides. RefSeq lists its product as uncharacterized. The record is from RefSeq and is a predicted model, not a curated record. The transcript is spliced from 2 exons. Bases 1 to 3759 code for a protein of 1252 amino acids. NCBI's taxonomy places the organism in Eukaryota, Fungi, Ascomycota, Dipodascomycetes, Dipodascales, Dipodascaceae.
AUGGUUUUUUACAAAAGGAAAACGGUUGAACCUCUUCAACCGCGGCAUGUCCCUUCGUUAAAUAGUGAUGUGUGGUAUAUACCAGAAACAAGAGAGUUUUUUGAGACGUACGAGGAAUAUCUCAAACGUAUGGAUUUUUAUAACCAAAAAAAAUUCAUUUGUGAGCUUACUGGUCGUUCAUGUUUAACAUUUUUUCAGGCUUUAAAAAGCGAGGCUGUCCAGUCACAAAAAGUUAUUGAUAGAUUUCCCGCUCCAUUAAAGGAACCAAUUCUUCGAAAAAUCCAAUUUUCUACAACUUCGCGGCUGGAUACUUUGGUUGAUGAUAUUUAUAAUAUUUUCAAACAUGACUUUUAUCCAGGCGAAAUAGCCAUAGCUAAUUUAAAUGAUCAGCGCGUAAAAGUAACUAUUCGAGAAAAAGCCAAGUUCAGUGCUCGUCGUUUAUCAAGUGGUGAAUUUCAGCCAGCUACUUGUAAAUGUCGUGUAGAACUACUAUCUUCCCCUGAUCAAGAGGCAAUAGUUGAUGAGUCUGAGUUAACUCGAGAUCGAAAGUAUUUUACGAAAGUUAUUCUUAAAACAUUCAUCAAAUAUUCUGUACACCGUGAAUCUUGGGCUGGAGCUCCAUGGCUUGUUAAAGAUGAAUAUGCCAAAAUGCAUCGUAUUGAUCAAACAAUACCUGUUCAUUUACAACGACAUAAAGGCCAGCCUUCUCCUGAGGAUCUUAAACAACAACGACAAGAACAGCGUGAAAAAGCACGUCAAGAGAAAAAACGAAUAAAACAAGAACUUGCAAUAGAAGCUAAAAGAUUAAAACAAGAAGCUAAACAACAAAAGCUAGAAAUGAUGGAAGUUCAAAAAGGAAAGCCGAAACAAAAAGAAAUAAAACAACAAAAACUUUCAGCUCUUGGUUUCGAAUCUAUUCAAACUCCAAAUACAGAUUUAACAUUAAUUGAUUCCAGUAAUGAGUCCCCUCCAAAAGGGUUUCAGCCAAUUCUUCCUAAUCUUGAUAGUAAGCUGGAGGUUGAUCAAAUUUCUACUCCCAUUAAAGGUGAUAUUCAAUCUACUAUUACAUCAGGUUCAGCUACCCCUACAGUUGAAGGAUCACCAGCACCUGGAUUAUCUACAAUCUCUUCUUUUUCAUCAAAAAAUGAACGUAUUUUAACACAGGAAGAUCUUAAUAUACCAUUCGACAGCUUUCGUGCUACAUUAAGGCCAUCGCUUAAGCAGGAAACUAGACUUGAACCACCAUCUUUAGUCAAUCUAGCGCUUGAAACGUGGCUUUUUCUUAACAUGUAUAGUGAUCCUUUAGUUCUCGACACAUUUACUUUUGACGAUUAUUUAGAUGUUCUUCAUUAUGAUGAUCCUGCAACAGAAUGUCCCUUACUUAAUGAAAUUUUUUGCUCUCUUUUAUGCACAAUUGUAGGGACUGAUUCGACAGAGUUACUUAUACAAUUCCCCGAUCCUCCAGAAGAACCUACUUUAGACUCUGAAGAUGAUGAUUUAAGCUCUGACGAAGAAAACGAAAGUGAAGAUGGGUAUAAUGGUGAAGAUGAAGAUAAUUCUGAAACAACUAACCUGGAUAAUGUAAAUGGUCUUAAUGACAAAAGUGAGGCUAUAUUACUUGAUAAUUCUAGUAAAAACAAUAAGUCAAAUUCGUCCAAUGAGGAAUUCAGUAACGCUGAACAAAAAAAAAUAUCUAUUGAAACGGAAACAAAUAGAGCCGAAUUUUAUUCUAAAUUUAAAUCAACUAAAUGGGAGGAAAGAUUGAGAAGGAGAAUGUUUAAGGAUGGUGGUUGGCAGGUUAUAUUAAUUGGACUUUUGCAUAGCGUUCUUUAUGUUCCUGAAUGGAAAGAAUCUAUACAAACAAUUUUAGAUAACAUGGCACCAUUGGAUAAGCCUGUAACUCUUCAAUCGGCUCUGAAUUGCUUUAUGGAACUUUCCGUCGAAUUAAGACUUAAGGCAUUACAGAUAUUAUGUGAAGUUUUACAUGGUUCUAAUCUUGUGCGAAACUUUAUUGACCAGUGCUUGGAAGAAAGUACACGGAUUCGACGAGAACGUCUUGAAAAUCUUAGAGAGUAUAAAGCCUUACUGGAGACCCUUAAAAUGCUGGAGGAAAAAAAGAAACCUUAUUUUCCUAAUGGAUUUCCUAAAACUUCACACACCAAUGGAAGUAAUGUUAUAGGAGGAAUGGGAACUCCCAUCACAGAAAACAGUGACGAAGAAUCCGAUGACGAGCUUAAGUAUCAACUUUUUUCUGUGGGUGGAAAGCGUCCUGCUUCUUCCGUGACAAGACAAAGAAAGAAACGCAAAAAUGACGCUGAAAUGGCAUUAGCUAAAGAAAAUCAUGAAUUUCGCAAACUAUUUCAACAAGGGGAGGCAACUCUUUUAAAAAUUGAAGAACUUCUUGAUGCCAAUAGGGAAGUUGAACUUGAGCUAGUGAAAUUAGAUACUCAAAGGGCUAAAAUGUUAGGGAAGGAUCGUUAUCACAAUAGAUAUUGGUGGCUUGAAGGUAAUGGCAUUCGACGCUCGUCUGAAGAUGAUUUUAAAAAAGAAGCAAAAAAACCAGAAGAGAAAAAACCCAAACCUAAAAAAUACGGUCGUUCAGAUCCUUCCGAAAAAACAGCAGCCGCCACUCCGAAUGUGGAUAAAGAAAAAUCUGAAGAAGAAGAAGAAAGCGAUUCUGAUCUCGGAUAUUUAAUGGGUAGAAUUUGGGUUCAGGGACCAACCGAUGAAGAACUACAAGGAUAUCUUAAGAUUGAACCUGGUUCAAAAAUUCCUAGAGUGUCUUUGGAUCCAACAGGCCAGUUUAUAACAUAUGAAAAUGACUUGGUAAUUAGUUCCCGGAAAAUUGCAACAGAAUCUAGGAUUCUCAUAGAUAAAAACGGAACAUCUGAUCAUGAUCUUUUCAUUGCAGAACGGAAAUCUAUUGAAGAACGAGAUUUAAUUCUUGAAAAUCAUAUGAUAUGGGGCUAUUAUGAUGAUCCAGAUGAUGUUCAAUCGUUGAUUAAAUGGCUUAAUCCUUAUGGAAUAAGAGAGUCUAAAUUGGCAAAGGAAAUAGUAAAUUUGAAACCUGAGAUCACCGACUCUAUGCGAGCAAGAAAAGAGGAUUUAACUAAUGAUACAAUUGAACAAGAAGCAGAGCUGAAAAACGUUUUAGAAGACGAUGAUGAUAUAAAAGAACUUGAUACCAAAAUUUCGAUGGUCAGGUCAUUGCUUGAAGUUAUCGAACAAGAUAAUAUCAAUGAAAAACAACUUGAUAAUAUUGCUGAGUCAUUUUUAGAAUCUAAACCUUCUACUACAACAACCGAUUCUUUGACUCGUUCAAGUAGAAAAUCAUCUCGAUUAGGCGCUACAGCAACAUCUUCACAUGCAAGUUCAUCGAGCCCAUCUCCUGGAAAACGGCGUUCAACACGUGGAAGUUCACGAAGAGCCACUAUUUUGUCAGAUGAUGAUGAUAGCAGUACUGAUAAUCAUGAUGAUUUUAAUUCACAUGCAGAAGAUCCAGUUCAAUCUUCUCCAUUGAAACAAAAAAAUUUAAAAGACCGAAUACAAGAUCAAAAACUCCGAUUAAUCAAAAAAUUGGAUACUUUAAAAAAAGAAAAAGAAUCUACUAUUACGAGUUACAAACAAGAUUUGGCUCAAGGUCGUGUUCUUGGAUGGGAAAAUGCAAAGGCUAAAGAAAGAUUUGGACACUCACUAUAUGAAUCUCAGAAAAAACGAGGACCAAUAAGUCGUGGAGGUUCAAGAAAAAAGAAUUCAUAA